GCCACAAUCCCCGUGAGCCGCGUUGAGAUGCGCAUUCACACUGAGCUGCCAGUUUCCUCCGGAGGACGGAGCCGCUCCAGGCUGAAUUACAUGCGCAGUCCUGCCGUGAAUCACACAUCACCACGGCAACCGGCGCUCACACCGAGUCCCCGUCAGCAUCAGCGAGGUCCGAUCCCAUCCACAGGCGACCGGAGAGCACAGAAAACCACAAUCCAUCCAGGCAUUUUCAGGCAGCUGAGCAGCCAUGGUGAAACUGGGCAGUAAUCUGUCUGAGAAGCUGGAGAAGCAGCCGUCUGCGGACGACGGCUUUGAUAACAUCCCCCUCAUCACACCCCUGGAGGUCAACCAGCUCCAGCAGCCAUUCGCAGACAAGAUCAUUGUGAAGACAUCGACACAGUACCAGCUGCAGCAGAGGAAGAACAAGCUGUACGUUCCGAACAUAAAGAAACUGAAUAUCAACUUCUACAGUGAUGUUUCAGAGAAAGCCAAGAUCACAGGUCUGAUCCUCAUCACUUUGGCCUUCUUGACCAGCCUGCUCCUCCUGCUUAUGUACAAAGCCAUGUGGUACGACCAACUAACCUGCCCAGAGGGUUUUAUCCUUAGGAAGCACUGCACCCCGGCAGCUCUGGAGAUGUACUACACAGAGCAGCAGCAGCAACAGCAGGAGCCAGGGGUCCAUGGCGGCACCGACACCGGGCUGUACGCUGCUCUCAGCCACCUCAACCAGGUCAAGAGGACUGGACCUGAGCUGCCAUCGCCAUGGCUACCAGUCAUCAGCGCUCUGAAGGAGGCUGAGGUGGCAAAACAAGUCAGCGAGCCGCCAAAAGGAGUGCUGGAGGGAGAGGAGUGAAGGGUCUGAUGGAAAUUCAGAUAUCAGAGGAGGAAAUGGUGAUGGGCAGUAACGUAGGUUACUUUUUGUUUGUGUGUGUGUGUGUGAGAGUGUGUGUGUGGGUGUGUGUUUUCUUUUUCCUCUCCCAGACCAGUCCAUUGACUCUUUUGUCUAUAGUGGUGCUCCUAAACCUUAAAAGUAUUUGAAUAUCUGCCAAACGGUUGAAUCAACAACGUAAAGAAGUUCAAUCAACUUCAAUCCACUAUAUUCUGUUAAUAUUUAAUAUAAGCUAAUACCCAACUGUGGUGGUGGUGUGUGUGUGUGUGUGUGUGUGUGUGUAUGUAUGUGUGUGGCGAGUUGUUGUGGUUAGAGGCAGGAAUGUUAUUAAAGUGUUGGAGAAUGUGCCUGACUUUUACAGUGUUACUGAGUCAUGAGAAAACACCGCCAACUGCGUUCUGUGUGUGUGUGUGUGUGUGUGUGUGUGUAGUAUACAAUCGUGUAAAUACACUGUAAAUGCAUAUUUACAUUCAUGUGCAGUGUGUGUGUGUUUGUGUGCAUACACUGUAUGAUUUGUGUACUUGUCUGAGAAAGUUGGAGGUGAGAGAAGCGAAGCGAGGUGAGACCUCGGAGCAAGAAGUGAAGAUAACAAGUCCUCAUCACUCCAUCUUGUUAUCUCACCGUCUAUUCAUUUAGUCUUAGAGGGGAAUGUAUGAAAUCAGCAGUGAAUGUGCUCACUCUUCAUCCAUUAAGACAAGGAACUGUAAUUGUCCAUUUUAAUAUUUGAUGGAAUGAGUUGAUUCCUGAUCUUAUUAUCUCAAAACUGAAAAUGACAUUUCUGUAAAAUUAAAGUCUGCUGAAAGUGUGUUUUUAAAGUCAACUCUUACACAGCAAGUUACUUGAGUUACACAACAACAAUCAUUCUGUCUGUUUUAAAAUAGAGUCACACAGUGGCUUUGGAAAGUAUCAAAUGAUCAGAAGUCUGUAAAACGUGUUUUUUUUCUUGGGUUAUUGUGUGUGGAGUUAAUCACCAAAAAGUAAAUUUAAUCCAUUUUAAAUUAAAUAUAAAACACAAUGAAGUGUGGAACAAGUAAAGCUGCCUGAAUACUUUCCCAAGCCACUGAACAAGUCUUCAUUUGAAGAAUCUUGUCACGUUAUAUUCUCUGUGUGUGACUUACUGUAAUUAUGGAUGAGACUUGAGAAGUUAAUGUAUUAUUACAAAACCUCUACAUUUCCGUAAUGCUAUAUGUUCAUGUGUGUAAGGUGACUGUAAAAACUAGCCAAUUAUCCUCCAUCCAAGUUUUGUCAUUAAUUUUGUUUUUGAUUUACGUUGCUGUCAGUAUUCUGUAAGAGCCUUGUAAAUCAACAUGUACACUGUAAUAAUCACAGGGUUAACUUGUCAUGAUCUUUAUAUGAAUGUAGCUGCGUUAAUCAUGCAAGAGAUGUAAUUAGUGCUUAGAAUGUACUACCUAAACAAGUCUAUAGUCUUUACAUUUUUCUAUUUAUUUCAUUAACAGACUAUUUAUGUGUUUAUUAUUUGGUGUCUUUUGAAUGGAAAACCCGUGGUUGCAAAUUUUGAAGGUACUGUUACAUACAUUUAUUUUAAAGAGAGGAAAAACAAUCAUGUGAAGUUCAUCUCUCAAAAAACAGCUAUUGUUGAUUUUUAACAACCAGAAAUGAGAAAAUUACCUGACAAGUCUUGUAAUUUGUCUGACUGAUCGUUUCUCUUUGUCUUGCCAUUAUGGCGGAAAUCUUAUUUUGAAACAACAGUCUGCAUGUGAGUAGGAGGAAUGUGAGAUCACAGCACAGCUUGUCCCCCGGGUUCAAGUGCCAAACAUUUACAUCAGACCCAUCUGCUCUGAUGUCACUGACUGCACAGGAAUAAAUGACUUAAGUGUU
Messenger RNA from Seriola aureovittata, 2725 nucleotides. It is a transcript of the gene caly, whose product is annotated as calcyon neuron-specific vesicular protein. The transcript has 5 exons. The coding region runs from base 245 to 850 and encodes 201 amino acids. Gene Ontology annotation, molecular function: clathrin light chain binding. Lineage: Eukaryota; Metazoa; Chordata; Actinopteri; Carangiformes; Carangidae. Gene Ontology annotation, cellular component: membrane; endosome. Gene Ontology annotation, biological process: clathrin coat assembly; G protein-coupled dopamine receptor signaling pathway; endosomal transport. The record is from RefSeq and is a predicted model, not a curated record.